Molecule: messenger RNA, 930 nt
Organism: Orbilia oligospora ATCC 24927
Lineage: Eukaryota; Fungi; Ascomycota; Orbiliomycetes; Orbiliales; Orbiliaceae
Exons: 3
Coding region: 1-930 (309 amino acids)
Biological process (GO): tRNA wobble uridine modification
Cellular component (GO): elongator holoenzyme complex
Source: RefSeq, a predicted model, not a curated record
AUGUCAAAACUUCCCACCCCGUCCGAAAUUCUCGGACAAUCAUUUCACUUCCUUCCUCAAGAAUCCCAACUUCUCCUCAUAACAUCUGUCCUGGGUACUUCCCCUUCAUGGCUCACAUACAGUCUUCUCCAUCAUAGCCUUACAAACGGAGAAAACGUCGUAUUUGUUUCCUUUAUUAAUGAAUUUGCCUAUUUUAGAGAGGGCGGGAAGAGGCAUGGCCUUGACCUUCCAUCCCACCUCAAGAAGGGGACAUUGACGUUCAUAGAUGGCUUCUCAAGGCUAUUCCUUCCAUCUGCACCUUCGCAGGCACCAUCAUUACCUCCUACGGCUUCUGCUCCGCCCCGGGUAGGGGUGAUACCGUCUCGAGGAGGGCCGAUAACACCUCGACAGACACAGCAGCCACAAUCUGCAGCAACUUCUACAGACCCCAUAAAAUAUAUAUCACUAGGGCCAUCUCCAUCUCCGAGUGCUUUAAGACAGUUGGAUGUUAUAAAGUCGACAUUGCAGAAGCUUGGUUCGACUGGAGUGAAGCCAAAGUUAGUGAUUGAAGGAUUGGAAGUGCUAAUUGCUGCUGCGGGGGUGGAUGUGAGAGUGGUUGAGGAUUUGGUAUAUGACUUACGAGAGAUAUCCUCGACAACUACAAUCCUCCUCCCAUCGGACUCGGUACUGCUGCAGACAUCACCAUCUUCUACACCACUAGAGCUAUCGCAUGCAAAUUUGGUGAUAUCGCUGGGACAUACAGCAGAUGCUAUUUUAUCACUUAGACUACUAGAUACGGGAGUGGCAAAGGAUAUCAGUGGGGUACUGAAGGUCACCAGAGGUGCAGGCAAUUUGGGGGAAACGGGAGGGAUAGUGGAAGAAAAGGAGAUGCUGUUUUAUGAAAGCGAUGCUGGUGUUCGCAUUUUCGCAAGAGGCUCUGGAGGGCAUUAA